AUGCAAGCGCAGCCGCUGCUGCCAGCAGGAGCAGCAGCAACAGCAGCAGCAACAGCAACAGCAGCAGCAGCAAAUCCACCUGGUGCAGCAAGACCCCCUCUAGCGCGGCUGGGGGCCCUCCUUAGCAGUGUGGGGGCCCUCAGCUCUUCGCCAGCAGCAGCAGAUGUGCUGAGUGUGCAGCAGCAGCAGCAGCUGCAGCAAGAGCUGCAGCAGCUUCUGCUGCUGCAUCUUGCUGCAGCGCAGCAGCAAGGAAGGGCUGUUGCUGCUCCUUUGUCUGCUGCUGCAGAGAUGGAGGAGAGAGCAGAAGUCUUACAAGAGCUACAAGACACCCCAACAUGCAGGCGCCCCACAAGCAGCACACUGCAGCAGCAGCAGCAGCAGCAGGAAGGCGUGCAGGAGGUGCAGAGCAGGGGAUGA
Eimeria acervulina is the source of this 417-nucleotide messenger RNA. RefSeq lists its product as hypothetical. The record is from RefSeq and is a predicted model, not a curated record. The coding region runs from base 1 to 417 and encodes 138 amino acids. Lineage: Eukaryota; Apicomplexa; Conoidasida; Eucoccidiorida; Eimeriidae. The transcript has 2 exons.